Molecule: messenger RNA, 9850 nt
Organism: Sphaeramia orbicularis (orbiculate cardinalfish)
Lineage: Eukaryota; Metazoa; Chordata; Actinopteri; Kurtiformes; Apogonidae
Gene: notch2
Product: notch receptor 2
Exons: 35
Coding region: 371-7870 (2499 amino acids)
Biological process (GO): cellular response to tumor cell; regulation of developmental process; multicellular organism development
Cellular component (GO): plasma membrane; cell surface; signaling receptor complex
Molecular function (GO): signaling receptor activity; calcium ion binding; protein binding
Source: RefSeq, a predicted model, not a curated record
CCUAACUGAAGUUGUAACCCACUUUUUCAGCCAGGUGAUAGAUCCACGCUGACUCCGGCGGAAGGAUACGCGUGUUGUUUCUUCACUUUCAGUGACUUCAGUGACUGCUUAGCGGACGGAGGCGAGACUCUUCAAGUGCCGUAUGUGACGCGCUGAAGUUAAUUUUGUGUUGAUUUUAAGUGUUUAUAAUUUAUCAGCUUGAUGCCCACAUGUAGAGUGUGACUAAAAUGCUGUAAUUUUGGCACUACAUGUAGUUUUCCCCCCGUCUUUUUGUGCGCGAGCUGUUUUCAGAGAGACUUUUUAAGAACUUAACGUCCCGGGAGACAGCUCAACGUUGGGCUGGCGACCUUAUGUGGAUUUUACAGAAAAAAUGGAGCAGAUACCCGGUUUAUCCUCGGGAAAAUCACUAAUCAUUGUCUUCUGCUUCAUUCAGCUCUCUCUGGGUCUACAGUGUGUGGAUGAUAAGAAGCCUUGUGUUAACAAUGCAACAUGUCUGACCUUUAACAAUGGAACUGGACACUGCAGGUGUGCUCCAGGCUUCCUGGGUGAGUACUGCCACCAUAAGGACCCCUGUCAACCUGGUUACUGUCUCAAUGGAGGGAACUGCUCCGUGUCCAUGUCAGCGGGUGUACCUGUGCCAGGCAGUCCCACCUGCACCUGCCCACUCGGAUUCACAGGACAACAUUGUCAGACUCCACAGAACUCAACAUGCUACCCAAAAAACCCAUGCGCCAACCGUGGGGUCUGCAUCCUGCUUUCUCUGGACAAGUACAAGUGUCAGUGUGCCAGAGGAUGGACGGGACCGCGGUGUGAACGAGAGGACAGCUGUCUGUCUAGUCCCUGUGCCAAUGGCGGCACAUGCAGCUCUCUGUCUGGUGGUAGCUACAAAUGUACCUGUCCUUCCGGCUACACAGGUCCUCGAUGCCUUAAUGACACAAAUGAAUGUGCUGCCACACCCUCAAUAUGCCAGAAUGACGGCAUGUGCAUCAACACCCCUGGCUCCUACAAGUGUGUCUGCACUCCGGGGUUUACGGGCCGGCAUUGUGAAAGCUCAUACAUCCCUUGUUCACCGUCACCAUGCCUUAACGGAGGCACCUGUCACCAGAACUCUGAAACCAGCUACUCAUGCCACUGCCUGCCGGGAUUUAAUGGGACUAACUGUGAGAACAACAUUGAUGACUGCCCAGGCCAUCAGUGUGCCAAUGGGGGAACCUGUAUGGACGGAGUCAACACCUACAACUGUCAGUGUCCUCCAGAGUGGACUGGUCAGCACUGCACAGAGGACGUGGAUGAGUGUCGUCUGCAGCCAAACACUUGCCAGAAUGGAGGAACGUGCAGCAACCUUUUUGGCAGCUAUGUGUGUGUGUGUGUCAAUGGCUGGAGUGGACCUGACUGCUCUGAGAACAUUGACGACUGUGCUACUGCUGCAUGCAGCCAAGGCUCCACAUGCAUCGACCGUGUAGCAUCUUUUAUCUGUCUCUGCCCUCAUGGAAAGACUGGUUUGCUGUGCCACAGAGAUGACGCCUGUAUCAGUAACCCAUGUAGAGAGGGCUCUCAUUGUGACACCAACCCCAUCAGUGGCAUGUUCAACUGUAACUGUCCUUCUGGAUAUGUAGGCAGUACCUGCAACAUCGACAGAGAUGAGUGCAGCAUUGGCACCAACCCUUGUGAGCACGGUGGUCAGUGUGUGAACACUGAUGGCUCCUUCACUUGUAACUGCGUUCGUGGUUAUGCCGGCCCACGUUGUGAACAGGAUGUCAAUGAGUGUGCCUCAAACCCCUGCCAGAACGAUGGCACUUGUCUGGAUCGGAUAGGGGACUACACCUGCAUCUGCAUGCCUGGAUUUGAGGGGACUCACUGUGAGAUUGACCAGAAUGAGUGUCUCAGCUCACCCUGUCUGAACCAGGGUAGAUGUCUGGACCAGGUUAGCCGCUUUGUCUGCGAGUGCCCAGCAGGUUUUGCUGGUGAAAUGUGCCAGAUCGACAUUGACGAGUGUUCGAGUACACCUUGUUUAAAUGGGGCCAAAUGUAUUGAUCGGCCCAACGGAUACGACUGUGAAUGUGCAGAAGGCUUUACUGGCCUCCUUUGUGAAGAGAACAUCAACGACUGUGUGCCAGAGCCAUGUCAUCAUGGUGUGUGUAAGGAUGGCAUUGCCACCUUCUCCUGUGAGUGCUAUCCUGGCUAUACAGGGUCCAUCUGUAACAUCCAGUUCCAGGAGUGCCACAGCAACCCAUGCCAGAACCGAGGACGCUGCAUUGACCUGGUGAAUGCCUACCAGUGUAACUGUCCACCUGGCACUACAGGGGUGAACUGUGAAAUCAAUGAAGAUGAUUGUGCCAGCAACCCCUGUGAGUACGGAGAGUGCCAUGAUGGCAUCAAUGAGUACGUCUGUGUGUGCACCCCAGGAUACACAGGUGCUAAGUGUGAUGUGGAGAUUGAUGAGUGCAACUCAAACCCGUGUAUGAGUGGCGGAACCUGUGUGGACAAAGUCAACGGGUUCCAUUGCUUGUGCCCACCGAGCACCCAUGGGCCUCUGUGCCUCUCUGGGACUGACCACUGUGCUCCUCAGCCGUGCGUUCAUGGAGAAUGCAUCGAACAGCAGCAUGGGUACCAUUGUGAGUGUGAAGCUGGCUGGGUGGGAGAACACUGUGAACAGGAAAAGGAUGAGUGUCAGCCCAAUCCAUGCCAGAACGGUGGUACCUGUGUUGACAGACACAAUGGUUACACCUGUCAGUGCCAACCUGGAUUCAGAGGUGUGAAUUGUGAAAAGAAUAUUGAUGAAUGUGCAUCUGGACCAUGUCAGAACCAAGGCAUCUGUAUAGAUGGAAUUAACAGUUACACCUGCCAGUGUAUUCCACCGUACACAGGUAAACACUGUAAGGACGAGCUGGUUCCUUGCGCCUCUCAUCCAUGUGAGAGGGGAGGAGUGUGUCUUCCAACUGCAGACUACACAUCUUACACCUGUCGAUGUCUUGCUGGGUGGCAAGGUCCACGCUGCAGUGAAGAUGUAAAUGAAUGUAAAAUAAACCCUUGUAAAAACAAUGGCCACUGCAUAAACAGCCCUGGCAGUUACUCAUGCAAAUGUCAACCUGGAUACAGUGGACACAACUGUCAGAUUGACACUGAUGACUGCUCACCAAACCCUUGUCUGAAUGGUGGCUCUUGUGUGGAUGGUGUUGGGAGUUUCUCAUGCGAUUGCCGUCCAGGUUUUGAAGGGGAACGCUGUCAGACUGAAGUCGAUGAAUGUGCCAGUCAGCCCUGCCGGAACGGUGCCACCUGCCAGGACCACGUCAACAGCUUUGUGUGCAAGUGCCAACCAGGCUUUGAUGGCAUCUUGUGUGAACACAACAUCCUUGAAUGUACCGAUAGCUCCUGCUUGAACAAUGGGACGUGCAUUGAUGACAUUAACACCUUUUCAUGUCGUUGCCGCCCUGGCUUUUAUGGGACAUUCUGUGAGUAUGAACAGAAUGAGUGCGACUCUCAGCCUUGUAAGAAUGGAGGCACUUGUACUGAUGGCCUGGGUACCUACCGCUGCACCUGCCCUGUGGGAUACAAUGGACUGAACUGCCAGAACCUUGUAAACCUGUGCAGCCAGGUGCGCUGUCACAACGGUGGCUCCUGCUCUCAGACAACCAUCUCCUGGACCUGCCACUGUCAAAUGGGAUGGACUGGACUAUACUGUGAUGUGCCCAAUAUGUCCUGCCAGGACUUUGCAGCCAGACAGGGUUUGGAAGUGGAGAAUGUGUGUAAGAAUGCUGGACGGUGCGUGAAUGUAGGAAAUUCCCACCAGUGUCAGUGCCAACCUGGAUACACAGGCAGCUACUGUGAAGAGAUGGUCGAUGAAUGCAAGUCAAACCCUUGUCGCAACGGUGCUACUUGUGUGGACUAUCAGGGCACGUACGAGUGCAGAUGUAAGCCAGGCUACCAGGGGGUAAACUGUGAGUAUGAUGUUGACGAAUGUCACUCUGCACCCUGUCUCCACGGUGGAACCUGUAUCAACCUCAUCAACCGCUUUACCUGCGCCUGUCCACAUGGAACACACGGAGUCCAGUGUGAAGUCAAUGAGGAUGACUGUGCCCCCAAGCCUGGCUCCUCUGAGCCUCGCUGUCUGAAUGGGGGUCAGUGUGUGGAUGGUGUGGGCCGUUACACAUGCUCCUGCCCUCCAGGAUUUGUUGGAGAACACUGUGAAGGCGAUCUCAACGAAUGUCUUUCUAAACCUUGCCACACCCCUGGCAGCCUCGACUGUGUGCAGCUGGUCAAUGAUUAUCAGUGCCGCUGUCGCCUUGGAUACACGGGCCGACAUUGUGAAUCCAUGGUGGAUCUGUGUUUGUCUAAGCCAUGCCACAACGACGGUGUUUGUUCUAUGAACAUGAGCUCAGUACAUGGAUAUACUUGCUCCUGUGCUUCUGGUUUCACCGGAUUUAACUGUGGUGAAAUUGAAGGCUACAACUGUGCCAAGCUACAAUGCCAGAACGGCGGGCGCUGUGUAGAGCUAGCAGUUAACCACCUGUACUGCCAGUGCCAGCCAGGCUUCAGUGGGCCACACUGUGAAUUUGACCAGAGGUGUAAAUGGCCCUGCCAAAAUGGAGGAACAUGCAUCAUACACCAAUCCAACCCUUACCAGCAGAGCUGCCGCUGUCCAAUGCAUGUUUCCGGACGAUACUGUGAAAAGAAACUGUCCAGUGUACCACACAUCCCUGUGUGUCCCUAUCCACAGUGUAAGACGCAGUUGGGGGAUAAAGUUUGUGAUGAACAGUGCAAUAACCAUGAAUGUCAGUGGGAUGGAGGAGAUUGCUCCCUCAACUGGGAACGUCCUUGGAAUAACUGCACCGCCAGUAUUCCCUGCUGGGACCUCUUCAAGAAUGGAGAGUGUAAUAAAGAGUGUGACAACCCUGGGUGUCUCUUUGACAGCUUUGAGUGCUCAGAAAACCCACCGACCACCUGCAAAUAUGACAAAUACUGUGCAGAUCACUAUGGCAACGGUAUUUGUGACCAGAGUUGCUACACAGAGGCCUGUGGCUGGGAUGGACUGGACUGUUCUGGAGACACUCCACCCAAACUGGUGGAUGGCAUUCUGGUUAUUGUGGUUCGACUUCAGCCUGAGGAGCUGCUUGGGGACUUGAGGGGUUUCUUGCGCUCUCUUGGAGCACUCCUACACACCAACCUGAGGGUGAAGUUGGAUGACAAGCAGCAGCCUAUGGUAUACCCUUACCGUCGGCCAGAGGAGGAGCAGGGACGGCACAUUCAGAGGAGCAGAAGCAAGCGUGAGCUGCAGAGGGAAGUUAUUGGAUCUGUGGUGCACCUGGAAAUCGAUAACCGUGAAUGUUCCCAGAGGUCUGUGAACUGUUUCUCCAACAUUAAUGAGGCUGCAUCGUUCAUUGCAGCGGCACACAUCAAGGCUGAUCUGCAGUAUCCUCUAGAGUCUGUUAGAAGUGAACCUCCAGGUCCCAGUAAGCCAAUGUAUUUGAUGUAUCUGGUUGGGGUGGCAGUGGUUAUAAUUCUUCUCAUCCUGGUGCUGGGGAUGUUAGCAGCCAAGAGGAAAAAUAAACAUGGUGUCCUAUGGCUGCCUGAUGGUUUCAUGGCGAAAAAUGACAAGAGGAGAGAGCCUGUUGGACAGGAUGACUUUGACAUGAAGAAUUUCAAGACGCAGGAUGGAGCUUUGAUCAAUGGAAGUCAGAGUCAGAGGUGGCUGGACGAUGAAGUCCCACACAAGAAACCAAGAACUGAGGACAAACCUUUGCUGCCUUUGGCUAUGGAUGGAGGUGUUGACCGAAGAGAGUGGACCCCACAGCAUCACAAGGCUGCAGACAUCACUCUGACUCCCCCACAGGCCGACAUAGAUGUGGACUGUCUGGACGUUAAUGUCAAAGGCCCUGAUGGUUUCACCCCUCUGAUGUUGGCAUCUCUGCGUAAUGGAGGAGGCCCGGACUGCAGUCUGCAUGGAGAUGAAGAGGAGGAGAGCGGAGGAGACGAACCGGGGCCCAGUGUCAUUUCUGACCUGAUUGCUCAGGGUGCAUCGCUGAUGGCCCAGACCGACCGCACUGGAGAAACCGCACUUCACCUGGCUGCCCGCUACGCCAGGGCCGAUGCAGCAAAGAGGCUGCUGGAUGCCGGAGCUGACCCCAAUGCUCAUGACAACAUGGGCAGAACUCCACUGCAUGCUGCUGUAGCUGCUGAUGCUCAGGGAGUCUUCCAGAUCCUGAUCCGUAACCGUGCUACAGAACUUGAUGCCCGAAUGAAUGAUGGUACCACUCCACUGAUCCUGGCAGCCAGACUAGCCGUCGAGGGAAUGGUGGAAGAGCUGAUCCACUGCCAUGCAGACAUCAAUGCUGUAGAUGACCACGGUAAAUCUGCUCUACACUGGGCAGCUGCAGUAAAUAAUGUGGAAGCUACCCUUGUACUUUUGAAGAAUGGAGCCAAUAGGGACAUGCAGGACAAUAAGGAGGAGACGCCCUUGUUUCUUGCAGCCAGAGAAGGCAGCUUCGAGGCAGCUCAGGUUUUGCUUGAUCACUACUCCAAUCGUGACAUCACUGAUCACCUGGAUCGGUUGCCCCGUGAUACCGCUCAGGAACGCAUGCAUCAUGACAUUGUCCGCCUGCUGGACCAAUACAAUUUGGUUCACAGUCCUCAUAAUGGGCCGAACCACAUGGGCGGAGGAGGAAACUCUCUUGUCUGUGGGGCUAACGGAGCCGGUUUCAUCGGCAUGCGCCCUGGGCCACAGGGGAAGAAGAGCAGGAGGAGUGGAGGUGGAGCAAAGGUGGGAGGUGUCGGUGGAGGAGCUAAGGAUCUGAAAGACAUGAAGGUCAAGCGAAGAAAGAAGCCUGCAGGUGGAGAAGGGCCAGGUGUGGCUGGUGGAGUGGGAGGAGGAAGUGGAGGAGGUUCAGGAGGAGGAAGCACAAAUGGUGUGAAGGCAGCAGGAGGGCUUCCAGAGAGCUCUGUCACCAUGUCGCCAGUUGACUCCCUGGAAUCACCACACUCCUACACAGGUGAUGUGUCCGGCACCGUCUCCAGCACAGCAAACUCCCCGCCGCUCCUCAGCAGCCCCACCUCCAGACCGCUGCUGCCGCCCGUCAGCCACAUGCUGGGACAGCAGCAGGGCUGGGUUGGCAUGACCAAACACGGCUACAGCGGCCACAUGUUUGGCCUUGUACCGCACCAGAUGGGGGGAUCCCACCCCAGCAUGGGCCAACACCACAGCCAGGGGGCCAUGCUCACUCCCAUGAAUGUCACCAUGAGCAGGGAGCAGCUGCCUCCGAUCGUCACGUUCCAGAUGAUGGCGCCUGGAGGAGGCCAGGCCAUCCUGAAACAGCCUCAGCCGGGGCAGGUACAGGUUACACAGGCCCAAGGGCAGAACCAGCAGGGGCCAGGCCACCUCCACUGCACCCAGAGCAUCAUGUACCCGAUGCCUGAGCAGAUAAGCAUGGCACAUGGGCUCUCCCACUCCCUGCAGCAUCAGCACACGGUCAACCACGGAGGCCACGGGAUAGACGGUCACUCUCGGCCACUACCCUCCUAUCCACCCAUGCAGAGCCCUGUGGAUAAGUAUCCCACCCCACCCUCCCAGCAUAGUUACACCCCUGGUGGCUCAGAGGGCACCACCCCUGGGCACUCUGCCCACCCACCCAGUGAGCACCCAUAUCUCACCCCUUCCCCAGAGUCCCCUGACCCUUGGUCAUCCUCUUCGCCACACUCCAACUCAGACUGGUCUGACGUCACCACCAGCCCUACCCCUCUGGGGAACGCCCACCAUGCACUGCCGUCGUCACACCGCACACACAUUCCAGAACAGGUGCAGCUGCAGCCACAGUCGCAACAGAUGCAGCAGGCCUCACAACAGCCUCCAAUUGGAAACAUGCAGGUGUUUGCAUAGGCAGGCAAGAGGAAAGCUACAACAGACUGACUUUGGAGUUCUAUGUAGUUUAACUACAACACAUAGUAACUCAGAAGAGGCUUUUCUCACUCCUCAGAUUUAAUUCUUUGUACUUCAUUAUAAAAUCAGUCGACUCCCCUUUAAUGCUUUCUCUUUCUCCAUGCACUUAAGAAAAAUGUAUAUAGUUUCUAAAACGUGAGAGUAUUAUCAGCUAGAAAUCAAGUUCUCAACACCAAAAAAACAUGGUCUUGCAUCUCUGUCAAUUUCCAUGCAGUUUCUUUGAUCCCAGCAAAGCAUGUGUUGGCUGAAUUGAGACUUCCUCUUUGGCCUUUGGCAUCCAAAUGCAGACUGUUUAUUGAGGAAUCAUCAAGGACCUGCUGACCAGAUGGUCUUUAGCUGGUAUUGCAUCAGAAAAACUGACUGUUGAGAUGGACAGUGAAACAGAACUGAGGACUGUUUGUUUCAGAGGACAUUGUUAUUUCUUACUGCUCUAUGUUAUUCUUAUGUGAUGUUUAAUGUUUUAAACCUGCCAAUACUAACUCCUUGUUGAAACCAUUCACUCUACUGUGUUAAUAUGAUGGGUCAUGUUUAGUUGAUGUUUUUUUUUAUUCUGAAGACAGAGCUAGUCUUGCUGUUUUUUUAUAUUACUUGUGCAUUGUCUCAGCUUUUUAUCAUAAUUUGGUCAAUGAACAACUGUUUCGUGGUGUGAAAGAUAACUACCCUCAGAACAGCAACCCAUUACAGAUAAACGCACACAGAGACGUGCACUUCCAAAUAUCUUAUGGAUAGUUUUUUACAGUUGAUACCUUUUAGUGUUUUCCAUCAAACAUGAUCAGUCUGAAUGCACAAGACAAACAUUAGAUGCAGUUUUUACAUCUGUAAGUGCAGAGCUCAGCGUAUUUUAUUUUCAAAGCAUUUUCUGUUACAAAAAUACACGAGUUUCUGCUGAUUGAGUCAUUUGAUGCCACUAUAGUUCAUGUUUUAUGAGGAGAAUUAAUUCAGAAGCUUGACAAACUUUAUGCAAAACAUACAAUAGUGUUGUCACACUCUUUGUUAUUGUGUCAUCUGGUUUAGUUUGAUGAAAUGUACAAAGACUUACAGCUCAUUCUGCUUGUUUUUACUGAGCUUCAUUUGACAUGUUGAACUUUAAAAAGUCUGUUUUUAUAUGAAUACUGUUCGCACUUCUUACGUGAUUUUUGAAUGUUACAGAGGUGCACGUUUUUCUUUAUGAACUGCCUCUUUUUAUUAUUUUGUCUUCCAAAGUCAUAACCAAUUUUGCCUUUUGCUUAAUUACAAUCAGUGUCUGCACCUUUUAAAUUGUCAUGAUUCAUAAGCCAAGUCUGGAGUUGAGUAACGUUAAAAGUAUUUUCUAUCUUCAUUAGCUUUUUGUGACUGCUUUAUGAACAGACAAUCAUUCACUGUUUAUUUAAAAAACUUAAAAAGGAACAUCGGUGUCUGUAAGACCAAAUCACAUCUUUUUCUUUUUUCUUUUUUUUUUUUGGGCUAAAAUGGUACAUCAUAAUACCCAAUCAGCAUCCGAUGUUAAUCCUUGUUUGACAAAGUAUUGCAGUCUGUAAAAAGUCAAUCUGUAUGAACAAACCAAAAUGUCAUUGUUCUUUGAUUAUUUCCAGGUCCGGGCAACUGAAAUCCUUUUUUCUGUGUACCGAUGAUGUCCCUGCAGUUUCAUAAACAUGUACUGUACAUUGAGGUGUCAGUCCACAUCAUCACAUUUUUAUCAAGAAUUGUCAGUUACAUGCAUAUACAAGGUUACGUGUUCAUGUUCUGUAUAUAAAAUGUUUUUUUUAUGUUUAUUGUACUUCCCUUUGUUAACCAAAUAGCCAAUAAUAUACAUGUUAUAUGAAGUAGUUGCCAUGUUUGUAUGAGGUAGAAGAACUAAAACCGAUAAAAGAUGUCUGAAACAAACAACAGUGAUCAACCACACAUGCUUCCUGAAAUAAAGCUCAAUACUUCAUACAUUUA